AUGGUUGAGAUUGUAGGACAUAGAGCUUUCAAGGGAAAAUAUCCUGAAAACACGCUUUUAGCGUUCGAAAAGGCGUACGCAGCUGGGGCAGAUGUGAUCGAGACGGAUUUGCAAAUGACCAGCGAUGGUGUGGUGGUGGUCAACCACGACUCUGACACGGACCGGAUGUGGGACAAAAACCUGGUGAUUAGCGAGUCGACUUGGGAGGAGGUCAGGCGAUUGCGCUGCAAAGAGGACGGCUCUCUGGCUAUGAUGACCUUAAUGGAGAUCCUUGAGUGGGCAGUCAGUCAUCCCGGGGCCAAGUUGAUGUUGGACAUCAAGUUCACCAACGAGAAAAUCAUCAUGAUCAAGACGUUCGCUGCCAUGCUGGAGGUUAAGAAUGACUUGAAAUUUUGGCAAGAGAGGAUCACUUGGGGCAUUUGGAUGUUAGAUUGGUACGACUUCGGUAUCGAAACAGGAGUACUGAAAGACUUUAGAGUCAUCGUGAUAAGUUUAUCCUUAGAUAUCGCGUCUCAAUUUGUGAAGCGUUCCCUGUCGUUGAACGAUCCUCAUUACAAGCUUUUCGGCAUCAGCGUUCAUUUUGUCUCCUCGUGGACGAGCCGGUUCAGACUAAAGCUGCUACCGACUCUGAUGGAAAACGACAUCAAAGUAUAUUUGUGGACCGUCAACAAACCCGUCGAUUUCAAGUAUCUUUGUGAAUUACCAAUUUACGGUGCUAUCACUGAUGACCCGGUCAAGGCUAGGAAAUUAUGUGAAGGGCAGCCUAUGACAAAGCCGUCCUGUACUGGGAAGAAAUUCCGGAUACCUAGUUUGAGAUCUGUGGAUGGGCUAAGAUUCCAUGUCUUUGUCAAGGUCUACACCAUCCUUUGUACACUUUUGUUUUCCAAAUGGGUCCACAUCGAAGUGAGGGGUUGGUCCAUUGCUUACGUGAUUUUCCUAUUUCUUCGCACCAUUCAUUUUCUUUGA
This is a messenger RNA of Saccharomyces eubayanus, 966 nucleotides long. It is a transcript of the gene PGC1, whose product is annotated as phosphatidylglycerol phospholipase. NCBI's taxonomy places the organism in Eukaryota, Fungi, Ascomycota, Saccharomycetes, Saccharomycetales, Saccharomycetaceae. The record is from RefSeq and is a predicted model, not a curated record. Gene Ontology annotation, molecular function: phosphatidylglycerol phospholipase C activity. Gene Ontology annotation, biological process: glycerophospholipid catabolic process. The coding region runs from base 1 to 966 and encodes 321 amino acids. The transcript has a single exon.